GCAAGUUCCCGCAAGUCAGAGUCACGUGGUCAGAACGUGUGAUGACGUCAGCUCAGGUAAGUUUUCACCUGGAUGCUGAACUCUGUGAUGGAGAUGCUGAUGGAUAAGGUUCUGGAGAGAAAGUUCUGACCCGGUUCUAAUCUGGUUGUACCUCAGACCUGACAUGAGUCCAGACCCUGCUGGGCUCCAGAACCGCUCUUGGGUCCGGGCCGGACCGAUACCUGCAGCUCCGUGAGGCGGGGUGUGAGCGGGUCCCCCGGCCGGCGCCGCCCGGUCUCCGCUCAGCGGGGCGGGGUCUCAGCCAGACCUGUUGUUCGGCUCUUGGAGCUCCUGGUCCCGCCUGGGUUCUGCUCGGUUCUGUCUGGCUCACCGGAACUUUUCUCUGGCUUUUGGGACUCGGUGGGAACCGAACCAGACCUCUUGGUCCAGGAAGCGCCCCCUGAUGACGAAGGCUCCUCCUCCUCCUCAGAUCUCCUUGUCUCAGCAGGUAAAGAGGAGCUGCCAUGUUGGCCUCCUCCGUCUCCUCUUCACUCCUCCUCCUCCUCUUCCUCCUCCUCCCUCCUGCAGACGCCUCCAUGCAGUGGGUGAAGCUGGAGGGCUCCCCCCUGUCCCACCUGCUGCUGGACCCGAGGGCGGGGCAGCUGUUUGUGGGCGGAGUCGACCACCUGUAUCAGCUGACCUCUGACCUGGAGGUGAUGUCACAUGUUAAAACCGGCCCUCUCCUGGACUCUCCGGACUGCCUCCCACCAAUCGUUGCUCAGGACUGCCCCUCAGCCACGCCCACUCACAACUACAACAAGCUGCUGCUUCUGGAGCCGGGGGCGGAGCUGGGGGCGGGGCCAGGAAGCCUGAUUGUCUGUGGUUCACUGUUCCAAGGAAUCUGUGAGAAACGGAGUCUGUCCAACAUCUCUCAGCUCAUCUACCGGACCUCCAACCCCGUUGACACUCAGUACGUCGCGGCCAAUGACCCUCGGAUUUCCACUGUUGCCGUGGUGAUAACCACCCGGAGCAAACAGGAAGUGGGCAAGGCCAGCGGCGAGCUGCGCCUCCUGCUGGUUGGUCGAGGCUACACCAGCCGGGGUCCUGGGGACAUCCCACCAAUCACAACGCGGCGCCUGCACCCUGUGGCUCCGCCCCGCAAAGCCUUCUCCCAGGAAGAGGAGCUCGGAAAACUCGUCGUGGGAAGUUACUCCGAAUACAACAACCACUUUGUGAAGGCUGUCGCCCACGGCGACCACAUCUACUUCCUGUUCUCACGGCGGGACAUGAGGCACACGAAGGAGUACAGGACCUACGCCUCGCGGCUCUGCGCCUCCGACCGCAGUUUCUACUCCUACGUGGAGGUGCCGCUGCUGUGCCGCGGCGGCUACAACCUGGCUCAGGGGGCGUGGCUAGGAGACCUGUCAGGUACACCGGCACUGUUUGUCGUCAUGGCGGCAGGGCAGGCGUCCACACCCAUAGCAACGAGCCGCUCGGCGCUCUGCGUUUAUACGAUGAAGGACCUGGACGCCACGAUGCGGCGGGCGCAGGAAGUGUGCUAUACAGAGGGAGGGCUUGAUAGUAGCGGGCAGGAAGAGGCCUACAUCGAGUACGCCGUGUCAUCCAAGUGUCUGAAACUCCCGAAGGAGUCUCUGUCUGACUACCCGUGUGGGGGGGAACACACCCCCAACCCCAUCGCCAGCGCCGUUCCCCUGGGAGUCCCGCCCACCGUCACGAUGAACACCCAGCUGACCUCCGUUACCGCAGCAACAGAGGUCGGACACACCAUCGCCUUCCUGGGAGAUCGAGACGGACGUCUGCACAAGGUGUUGGUGCGCCCCGAUAGAUCUGGCCAUCUGUACGGCAGCCUGUCGGUGGACGGGGGCGGAGCAAUCGGUGCCGACCUCCUAUUGGACGAGAGCCAACGCCACGUUUAUGUUUUAACCGACGACCGGGUGUCCAAGGUUCCCGUGUCGUCCUGCGAGAGACAGACAGACUGUCUGUCAUGUCUGUCCAUCAGAGACCCGUACUGCGGCUGGUGUGUCCUGGAGGGACGGUGUUCCCGUAAACAUGAGUGUGAGCGCCACCUGCUGGACAACCACUGGUUGUGGAGCUUUGAACGGACCAAUCAGUGCGUCACGGUGCAGAGCCUGCAGCCGGCCAAUCAGAGCAGAGAUGAGCAGACCCAGGUAACCAUGUCAGUCGUCCAGCUGCCCGUCCUCCAGGAGGCGGAGUCUCUGUCCUGCGUCUUCGGGAGCCUGCCUCCCCAGCCGGCCGUCGUCAUGGGAACAGAGCUCACCUGCCAGUCACCUGCGCCGGAGCUCCUCCCCCCCAUGCCGCCCAGAAGCGAUCACAUGGUCCUGCCCGUGUUUCUGAUGUUUGGUCACGUGACCGUCGCCAUGGGAAACAUGACCUUCUACGACUGCGGAGCCGUCAGCCGACUGAACCAGAGUUCCCAGUGUCUUUCCUGCAUCGGCUCCUUCUGGACGUGUAACUGGUGUCCUCUGGAUCAGAUCUGCACCCACAACCACAGCUGCCCCAGGAAGCUGGUCCUCAACCACAACGACUCGCCCGGUCCCGGUUCCGGUUCCUGCCCUCUGGUCUCGUCUCUGAGAGGUUCUGCCUUAGUGCCCAUGGGCCUGAGCACCACUAUAGUUCUAGAGGGACGAAACCUGGACAUCUACCAGGACGAAGCUCAGUACGUUUGUGUUGUUGAGGUUGAGGACGUGCAGCUCAACCUGACGGCUGCUGUGAGGAAAACCCAGGACAACACACACAUCUUCACCUGCAGCCCCCACCAGUUUCAGUACCGCCUCAGCCAGCUGCAGUAUUCUGCUGCCAUCUACCUGCGUAGAGGACAGCGACGCAUUGAUGCAUCACCUGGACUCAGACUCCACCUGUAUGACUGCUCAGCCGGCCAAUCAGAUUGCUCGCAGUGCAGGGCGGUACCUGAGGAGUACAGCUGUGUGUGGUGUCUUGGAAGCCCCGCCCCCAGAUGUGUUUACAGCCAAUCGUGCUCCGGCUCACAUGCAGAUACCUGUCCGACGCCUCAGAUCACACAGGUGCAUCCUGUGACCGGACCUGUGGAGGGUGGAAUCCUGGUAACAAUCACAGGAUCCAACCUGGGCACCAGGUACCAGGACGUGGUGGGCGGAGUCAAGGUGGCAGACGUCCCCUGUGUGGCUCAGCCUGAAGGAUACCAGAUCUCCACCAGGGUCGUGUGUGAGCUGCAGAGCAGUGGGAGUUACCGGGUCGGGAAUGUCCAGGUUACCGUGGGAACCACUCCACCUGGCCGAUCGACCCAGAGGUUCACCUAUCAGAACCCUAAGCUGACCGGUCUGGUUCCAGACAAAGGCCCGGUUUCUGGAGGAACCAAGCUGACCAUCAAAGGCCAACAGCUGCUCACCGGACAAACCUCGGACCUGACCGCCUUCCUGGACCGGCAGCCCUGCUUCAUUUUGAAUGAAGUGACUGAUUCCCAGUUUGUGUGCAAGACCAGUUCUAAUAAUCGGACCGGACCAGUUCCGGUUCGGGUCUUCUUUGGUAAAGCUAAUCGGACCGGUCCUGAUCUUACCUUUCGUUACCUGGACGACCCCGUCAUCACCAAAGCUACACCUGCAGAGAGCUUCUAUGCGGGAGGGCGUGUCAUCAAGGUGAUGGGCAGGAACCUGGACGUGGUGCAGGACCCGGUGGUAUCUGUGUGGGUGGAGCCUCUGGAGGUGCAGAGAGUGAAACGGAGAAGGCGGUUGGCUCUCUUGACCGCCAGGCAGCAGUUGGUCUUUAACGGCACCAUGACCACAGUGUCUGAGCGCUGCUCUGUCCUGUCGCCCUCUGAGAUCACGUGUCUGACCCCUGCGGUGCCCCCAGAGGUCAGAGUUAAGGGGGUGUGGUUUCAGCUGGACAACGUCCGGGUCCACUACGACAGCAUCGAGGGUAAGAGCUUCACCUAUUACCAGAACCCCCAGUUCUUUCCUCUGAACCGAGACGCUCCGGACGCUCCGUACCGCUUCAAACCCGGCGGAGUGAUCGCUGUAGAGGGUCUGGACCUGACCAGAGCCAUGUCCAAGGAUGAAGUCCGGGCUCAGCUUGGAGAUCAAGACUGUGAGGUGAAGACUCUGGACCGAACCCACCUGUACUGCGAACCCCCUGAGAACCAGCCUCUGAGCGUGGACGGCAGCAGCGAGCUGCCCAUGCUGAAGGUGUUCAUGGGGAACCUGCAGGCGGACCUGGGUCUGGUCCAGUACGACAGCGACUCGUUGCUAUCCCCCAUCCCGCUGGCGGCGCAGAUCAGUCUGGGUGCAGGAGCUGCUGUCAUCAUCCUGUCGGUGCUGAUCGUCAUUCUCAUGUACAGGAGGAAGAGUAAACAGGCUCUCCGAGAUUAUAAGAAGGUUCUGCUGCAGUUGGAAACUCUGGAGAUCAACGUGGGAGAUCAGUGCCGUAAAGAGUUCACAGACCUGAUGACAGAAAUGAUGGACCUCAGCAGCGACGUGGGAGGACCGGGUCUCCCUCUGCUUGACUACAAGACGUACGCAGAGAGGAUUUUCUUCCCUGGCCAGCAGACGGCGCUGCUGAGCCGGCAGUUGGACCUGCCGGAGUCCAGGAGGCCGACGGUGGAGCAGGGCCUCCAGCAGCUCAACAACCUGCUCAACAACAGACUCUUCCUCACCAGGUUCAUCCACACCCUGGAGGCCCAGCAGGGCUUCUCCCAGCGGGACCGCGGCUACAUGGCCAGUCUGCUCACCAUCGCGCUGCACGACAAGCUGGAGUACUUCACCGAGGUCAUGAAGACGCUGCUGCAGGACCUGGUGCAGCAGUACGUCGCCAAGAACCCCAAACUCAUGCUGCGCCGGACGGAGACAGUUGUUGAGAAGAUGUUGACCAACUGGAUGUCCAUCUGCCUCUAUUCUUUCCUGAAGGAAGUGGCCGGGGAGCCGCUCUACAUGCUCUACCGGGCCAUAAAGUACCAGGUGGACAAGGGCCCGGUGGACGCUGUGACGGGGAAGGCCAAGCGGACGCUCAACGACAGCCAUCUGCUGCGAGAGGACAUCGAUUACUCUGCCAUGACUCUGAACGUCCUGGUGAAGAACGGAGUCGAGGUUCAGCCGUGUCCCAUUAAAGUUCUCGACACCGACACCAUCACCCAGGUGAAAGAUAAGAUCCUUGAUCAGGUCUACAGAGGAGCUCCGUUCUCUCAGAGACCAGCAGCUGACAGUCUGGACCUGGAGUGGCGUUCGGGUCAGGCAGGUCACCUGACUCUGUCAGACGAUGAUGUCACAGCGGUGGUUCAAGGUCGCUGGAAAAGGCUCAACACCCUGCAGCAUUACAAGGUUCCAGAUGGCGCCACAGUUGCCCUGAUCCCUCGAUUUCUCAGUUCAGGGGUCAACCAGGUGUUUCAGACCGGAGAAAAAACACCAAUGCUGGAAGGUGAGGAAGAGGAGGGUCUGCGUCUGUGGCACCUGGUGAAGAGCAGCGAAGAUUCAGAGAUCCCAAAACACCGGAAGAGCAGCAUGAGGGAACGGGAGAGAGCCAAGGCCAUUCCUGAGAUUUACCUGACCAGACUGCUGUCCAUGAAGGGGACACUGCAGAAGUUCGUGGAUGAUGUCUUUGUGGCCAUCCUCAGCACCAAGCGUCCUCCUCCAAUCGCUGUCCGGUUUUUCUUCGACUUCCUGGACGACAUGGCGGAGAAACACGGGAUCGACGACCCCGAGACCGUCCACAUCUGGAAGACAAACAGUCUCCCUCUGAGGUUCUGGGUCAACAUCCUGAAGAACCCGCAGUUCGUCCUGGACGUCCAGGUGACGGACAGCAUCGACGCCGUCCUCUCCGUCAUCGCCCAGACCUUCAUCGACUCCUGCACCACCUCCGAACACAAAGUGGGACGGGACUCUCCGGUCAACAAGCUGCUUUAUGCCAGAGAGAUCCCGCGCUACAAACAGCUGGUGGAGCGGUACUACAGUGACAUCCACAGCGCCGCAUCAGGAUGCUACCAGGAGAUGAACUCCACUCUGACGGAGCUGUCCGGGAGCUUCGCCUCAGAGAUGAACAGUCUUGUUGCUCUUCAUGAACUCUACAAAUACAUCAACAAAUAUUACGACCAGGUCAUCAUGUCCCUGGAGGAGGACACGUCAGGUCAGAAGAUGCAGCUGGCGUAUCGGCUGCAGCAGGUUGCCGCCCUGGUGGAGAACAAAGUCACUGACCUCUGACCUGCGAGUCCUGAGGAAGAGGAGAGACAGCGAAGCUGAUUGGACGGCUGCUGCCUGUCUGUCUGCGUGGGGGACGCCCAGUCUUUCAUAAUCGGUCUUCCGGUUCCCUCACACGGCGGCGGCCGCCAUCUUACGACAAUCCAACCAAUCAGGGAACACCGUCGCCACCUGCUGCCUUGCACUACAAUUCCCAGAGUUCUUUGCUGUCUGAGUCUAAAAGCACAACUUCAAUAGUUUCUUCUGUGUUUGUAUUAGUUCCGACAUAAAACCUGCUGUUUUCUAUGUUUUUCUACUGAAACCAGCUGAUUGGACUCUGAACGGCCAGAACCAGAAGUUCUGGUGCUGCUGGGCGUUUCUGAACGCAAUAAUCUGAAUCAGGGAGUGUUUUCAUCUGACCCGGUUCUGCUGAGGUUUUGGACUCGGAACUCAGGUCGAGCUGCGGCGGUGAGAAGGGAAACCUGUCCACAUGUUGGCGGGCACUGCGCCCAAGUCCACCUGGCUGCAGCAACAGGAAGUGGCGGGACGGACCGCUGUCAGUCUCGGACCUUACAUGGAAAUGGGACCAUUGCACUCCGGAAGUGAAGGGGGCGCUAUUUCCUAUGUUAUCCGCGGCCUCCCGUUUUUAUUUUCUUUUGAAACCUGUGAUAUAUUUUCAUCUUUAGGAAGGAUUUUCACUCUCAGCAUGUUUUUGAACUUCUCUCCUUUAUUUACUUCAGCUCACAGUUUUUAACAAAUUCUGUAGCUUUCUGUGAACUUCUAAAUCUGCUCCUUAGUAGAAUCUUUUUGGGUCUGAUACUGCCUCUAGUGGCGUGGGGUGGUAGCACAACUAAUAUAAUUACAUUAAUAAAUGAGUCUUUAUUAUUUACUGUUAAUUUCGGCAUUAUUGGCACCAAAAAAGAUCAAUCUAUUAUAGGAGGAAUAAAAGAAAUAAGCAGAUAUGAAAAGCAACAUGAUGAACUAUAAUAAAAAUCAUUUACAAUGUAUACAUAAGAAACUGAGCAAAUGUCAAUAAGAAACAAAUGAAUUAGAUUCACAGAAGAAAAACAAAUCUGUUAAUUAACAACCAGAACUGUAAAACAGAUACAAGCUAAAAUUCACAUCUUUUGCUUUUACUGUGCCAUUCAUAUUAUUCUGAGAGAUUUUGGUGUGUCUGUAGAGUUUUAUACAUAGAAAAAGAAACUAAUCAGUCAUGGUGGAAAUUUCCCUUUGACUCUAAAACUACAAAAUAAAACACAUUCAUAGAUUCACAAUAUCAACAAUUUGUGCAUCAAGUAAAAUACUUUACAUGCUACAUGUAAAUGUUAUUUAGUUUUGUUAAGAAUAAUUAUUGCACUUUUAAUAAAUGACUUGUGAUCGAUGUCCUCAGGUACCAGAGGGAAACGGUAUCGCCUCCAUGAGCUCAGAGGAUCAAACUGAUGAAAAACAAGAUGGAUGCUCUCUGCUCAAAUGUCCCUUCAGUCUCCCAUGUUCUUACAGCAAACAGUUGAGACAGAGUCGUUUUACCUGCCAUUCAAAGUAUUAAAAGUUUGUCUGCUGUUCUGCAGCUCCUGUGACCAAACCAGUCAAGGAGAUGAAAAGUUAAAA
Messenger RNA from Gambusia affinis (western mosquitofish), 7766 nucleotides. RefSeq names its product plexin B3 (gene plxnb3). Gene Ontology annotation, biological process: negative regulation of cell migration; negative regulation of cell adhesion; semaphorin-plexin signaling pathway involved in axon guidance. Bases 504 to 6182 code for a protein of 1892 amino acids. NCBI's taxonomy places the organism in Eukaryota, Metazoa, Chordata, Actinopteri, Cyprinodontiformes, Poeciliidae. Gene Ontology annotation, cellular component: semaphorin receptor complex. The transcript is spliced from 40 exons. The record is from RefSeq and is a predicted model, not a curated record. Gene Ontology annotation, molecular function: semaphorin receptor activity; protein binding.